This is a messenger RNA of Physeter macrocephalus (sperm whale), 1409 nucleotides long. RefSeq names its product ubiquitin conjugating enzyme E2 D1 (gene UBE2D1). Gene Ontology annotation, biological process: protein K48-linked ubiquitination. Gene Ontology annotation, molecular function: ubiquitin conjugating enzyme activity. Gene Ontology annotation, cellular component: nucleus. The record is from RefSeq and is a predicted model, not a curated record. The transcript is spliced from 8 exons. NCBI's taxonomy places the organism in Eukaryota, Metazoa, Chordata, Mammalia, Artiodactyla, Physeteridae.
AUGCGAGAUUAGCAUCGGACAGAAGAGGCGCCUUUUGAAACAGGAACUAAGGAGAUUGGGAACUCCAGGUUCAGUACCUUGAUCAAAAUCCAAUUGCAAAGACCAACUCCAGAGCCGGCAGCUCUGAGCUCAGGCUGUGGAUCGAGGUCAGCGGAAUUGAGUGAUCUACAGCGCGACCCACCUGCUCACUGUUCGGCUGGACCUGUGGGAGAUGACUUGUUCCACUGGCAAGCAACUAUUAUGGGGCCUCCUGAUAGCGCAUAUCAAGGUGGAGUCUUCUUUCUCACUGUACAUUUUCCGACAGACUAUCCUUUUAAACCACCAAAGAUUGCUUUCACAACAAAAAUUUACCAUCCAAACAUAAACAGUAAUGGAAGUAUUUGUCUUGAUAUCCUGAGGUCACAGUGGUCACCAGCUCUGACUGUAUCAAAAGUUUUAUUGUCCAUAUGUUCUCUGCUUUGUGACCCCAAUCCAGAUGACCCCUUAGUACCAGAUAUUGCACAAAUCUAUAAAUCAGACAAAGAAAAAUACAACAGACACGCAAGAGAAUGGACUCAGAAAUAUGCAAUGUAAAAUCAAAAAAAUUUUCAUAUAUACCAGAGUACUGUAAAAUCUAGGUUUUUUUUCAACAUUAGCAGUAAAUCGAGCACUGUUUACUGUUUCAUUGUACCAUGAAAUCCUUUGAUUUUUACCCAUUUUAAAUGUAUUUCUGAAGCAAGACAAAACAAACUUCCAAAAAUAUUCUUGAGACUGUGAUGAGAGCAUUUAUCAUUUUGUAUGCAUUAAGAAAGACAUUUAUUAUGGUUUUUAAGAUACUUGGACAUCUGCAUCUUCAGCUUACAAAAUCUACAAUGCAUCUGAAAAGCAACCAAAUUAUUUUUUGCUGAAACUACAUGUUUUUACAUGAAAAAUACUGUAUGUGUUGUCUAAGAUGUCGUCAGUUAUAUAAAUCUGUAUUCAGAUUUCAUUCUUUGUUAGCUCACUUUAUAAUUUGUAUUUUUUUACUGUAUAGACUAAAUAUAUUCUAUUUACAUGUAUGUCAACUCGUUACUUUUUUCCUGUGAACAGUAUUGAAAAAACCCAACAGCUGAUAAUGAAAUGAAUUAACUGUCCGUCUCCCUUGUCUUAGGGUAUUCUGUAGAUUGAUUGCAGAUUCCUUAAACCUGAAAUGAUCUUUACACUGUAAUUCUCAGUAUACUGAUUAUGGAGAAACACUUGUUUUGAUUUUGUUAUACUUGACUUAACUUUAUUACAAUGUGAAUUAAUUGCACUGCUAAGUAGGAAGACGUGUAACUUUUAUUUGUUGCUAUUCACAUCUGAAUUUUUUUCUGUAUAGGCAAUAUUAUAUUGACACCUUUUACAGAUCUUAAUGUAGCUUUUUCCAUUUAAAUAAAAUGCUUUUUCUACUA